This is a messenger RNA of Cottoperca gobio, 2754 nucleotides long. It is a transcript of the gene fut7, whose product is annotated as fucosyltransferase 7 (alpha (1,3) fucosyltransferase). Gene Ontology annotation, cellular component: membrane. NCBI's taxonomy places the organism in Eukaryota, Metazoa, Chordata, Actinopteri, Perciformes, Bovichtidae. Bases 338 to 1429 code for a protein of 363 amino acids. The record is from RefSeq and is a predicted model, not a curated record. The transcript has 3 exons. Gene Ontology annotation, molecular function: alpha-(1->3)-fucosyltransferase activity.
AUGUGGAAGAGAAGUGAAGGGUGAGAGCAUGUAGCACGAUGCUGAGCUCAAACCACUUUCAAAAAUCUUUUGGGAAGCCACACCUCAGCGUCCUUUAAAGGGGCUGCGUUUUUGUUUUUUAAAGCACUUCAAGCUCAUCAUCACUUUUCUACCAGCGGUAACCAAAAGUGGUAUCAGUGGUGACUGAAGACGGAGGACAGGUUGCUCAUCAAGUGAUCAGAAACAAGGAAGCUUAUACAAACACGUUCAGAAAAGUGUCAUGUGUCGGAUUUGAGUGGGUGGUGGCGGUGAGUCUUCUUCAUACUGGAAGUCACAGACAGCUGACUUGAAGUACCUGAUGGCUUGUGCUAACAUUAAGAAGACUGUACUCAACUCAAUGAAGAAGUGCCUCCUCAUCUCCUUUGUCUGUAUUUUACCGCUGUGUCUUCUCAAUGGAUGGCCGAGAGGAUUCCUGGCCCCGACAGCCGCAAAACACUCCACUUUCCGUCACAACAGCAGCAGUAGAAGUGUCACCAUCUUGAUGUGGUACUGGCCCUUCGGCAGGUCAUUUAGCCUGAGGGGCGACGUGUGCUGGGACCUCUACCGCAUCCCUCACUGUAGACUUGUGGAUCAGCGCUCCUUGUUCCCCUCAGCUGAUGUGGUGGUGUUCCACCACAGAGAGCUGGGCCUACUUCACCAAACGCUGCCCCUUGACCUUCCAAGGCCGCAGGGCCAGAGGUGGGCCUGGAUGUCCCUGGAAGCCCCUGUUAACAACAGAAAUUUGCGUCCGUAUGCAAAUAUCUUCAACAUGACCAUCUCCUACAGGAGGGAUGCUGAUGUCUCCAUACCUUACGGCGAGCUAUUACCAAAGGAGGCUGAAGGACAUCUGGUGGAAGUCGUCCCUCUGAAUAAGAGCUCCUUGGUCUGUUGGGUGGUCAGCAACUACAGGAGCAACCACAAGAGAAGCAAAGUGUACAAAGAGCUCAAUGCCAUAAUUCCUGUGAAGGUUUACGGCCGUUGGGCAAAGACGCCCCUCUCCACUGAAGCCCUCUUACCCACAAUCUCUCGCUGCUAUUUCUAUUUGGCUUUUGAGAACUCAAUCACCAAAGAUUACGUCACAGAGAAGCUGUGGAGAAAUGCUUACCAAGGCGGGGCGGUGCCUGUCGUCCUCGGACCGCCAUUAAGCGACUACAAAUCUGUGGCUCCACCUCAUUCUUUUAUCCAUGUUGAUGAGUUUGCAUCAGUUAAAGACUUAGGACAGUAUCUACAACAGCUUGCAGAGGACAAGAAACGCUACAGUGAGUAUUUCACCUGGAAACAUCAGUGGAGAGUGAAACUACACAGCGACUGGAGGGAGAGGCUAUGUAAAAUCUGCUCACAGUACAACAGUUUACCUCGGGAGAAGGUUUACUCCAAUUUAGAGACCUGGGUCUACGCUAAUAACCCUUGAACACUUAUGUUUGUUGUUAGUGUGUCAUAUUAUCAUCUUUUACUGAUAUCCGUAGCACUUUAUACUAAACACCUGACCUCUCAAGGGUUAAAAUAGUAGUUUCAGAUUUUGGGAAAUAGGCCUACGUUUAUUCUCCAAGUUAGAUGAGAAGAUUGAUUGUUUGCACUUGUAAGUCACUUUGGACAAACGCAUCAACUAAAUUAACUGUAAUAGUAUAAUGUGUUACAGCUUUUGCUACACUGUAUAUAAUAAAUAGACGUAACUCAUUGUUUUGUGGACUACAGUUUUGGUAUUUUGGCCGUCGCCAUCUUGGUUUUUAGGAACCAGAAGUGACACAGGAGCUAAAUACAACAAGACACAAUGUGGAAGAAGACAUUUUUGGGAGACCAAAAUGUUACAAUUAACUUGUAGAAGUUGUAAGAUGAAAACACGUACAACAUCUAAACUGUACAACACUGUGGCAGCGACCUGUCAAUCACAGGGAAGACACUACUUUACUCUGAAUGGGACCAUAAUUCACUAAAUGAACAUCGUGACGUAUUGAAGACUUGAAACUAGUGAUUAAGACCAUAAACUCAUCAGGAAAAUGUUUACUAAAUCAAGUGAGAAGUAGAAUCAUUUUCUCAUAGACUUCAAUACAAUAUGGCAUCUUUUUUUGACCAGUGGAGUCACCACCUGCUGGCCAUUAGAAAUUAGACAUUUGAGAAUGCUAUUUCAUCUAGCUCUCGGCAAGAAAGCUAAUAAGUGCAUGUCUCAAAAUGUGUGACUAUGCCUUUAAAUUGAACUCAACACAGCAUAUAGUCCAGUCCACUUUGAGGGCACUGAUAUAAAGAAAGACAUACAAGGUGCAAUGACUCCCUGCUUUAAACACAUGUACUGUACUGACAUUAACAAGCACAAAGGUUACUUUAAAUGACUGAUGUAAUAUAAGUUCAAGCAUUUAAGACUACAGAGUUAUCUUUGGUGGACACACGGCGGUCAAGGCCUUUAAAAAAACAGAAAAAUAGUAAAUAGUUUAGGAACUAAGGAGUACUUCUGCAUUUGGUUUCAUGUUAAAUGUCUAUAGAUGAAGUGAAAAAAUAUGCUGUCUCUACCAAACGGAAAGCUUAAAAUCAAUUCCUCAUUGCUGUAAAUGCAGUGUCAGAAUAUACUAUUUCGUAAGCAUUUUCAUAUUUGUGUUGAAUAUCAAAAAGCUUUUUUUCUAUUUGAUGGUUGCAAUGUAUGAGAGUUAGAUGUCCAAUACCAUUCUCUUAUAAAGUUUUGUCUGCAUAAGUGUUUUUCAUGCCCAUCUUUACUUGCUAAUAAAAAAUGGUUUAGUUAAGAAA